Vitis riparia (riverbank grape) is the source of this 1255-nucleotide messenger RNA. RefSeq names its product F-box protein At2g27310. NCBI's taxonomy places the organism in Eukaryota, Viridiplantae, Streptophyta, Magnoliopsida, Vitales, Vitaceae. The transcript has a single exon. Gene Ontology annotation, molecular function: protein binding. The coding region runs from base 43 to 1053 and encodes 336 amino acids. The record is from RefSeq and is a predicted model, not a curated record.
UUCUCCUCCGGAGUCAGGACUCAGGACUACUUCAAAUUCCCUAUGGAUUCUCCUUCCACAACCAUCACCUCCGUCCAUCCGGACAUCAUUCAGACCCAUAUCCUCACCCGUCUCGACGGUCCCACUCUCGCCGCCGCUGGUGCCGCCUCCUCACAGCUACAUGCGCUCGCCACUGUAGACAAGCUCUGGAGGGACAUAUGCACCUCCACCUGGCCUUCGCUAAAUGACCCAACCCUCCAAGCCCUCGUCUCCGCCUUCCCCGGUGGCCACCGCUCCUUCUUCUCCGACUCCUACCCCCUCCUCACCCACCCCCUCGACCAGUACCACGGCCAGUCCCGAAAAAUUCCCCCCACUACUUCGUCUCCCACGUCGGAGCUCAUCUCCGCUGUGGAUAUUCACUACAAAAAUAGCCUCAUCUUCUCCAAGGUCGAAGUCACCGAGACGGUCACCGGAUGGUUCCAGUGCUCGCCCUUCCGUGUCGACCUCCUCGACCCAAAAGACACGGUGCCGACUCCUGUACAGUACUCCGUCGCCGGCGAUUACAAGUGGCUUAGCCACCUCGAAGAUACCCUCACCCUGAACUGGAUCCUCAUCGACCCAACCCGGAAGCGAGCGGCGAACCUCUCGAGCCUGAGGCCAGUCUCGGUGAAGCGGCACUGGUUGACCGGAGAAGUUCAGGUACGAUACGCAACGGUGGUGGGCGGCGAUCGGACAGUGGGUUCGGAGGUAGUGCAGUGUGGGAUAGUGGUGACAUGCGCAGGGAAAGAGGGAGGAGAGAUGCAGGUGAGGGAAGUGAACUUACAGGUGGAGGACAUGGAAGGAAGGCAUCUGAAUGGGAAGGAGAGUUUGGUAAUUUUGCAGGAGGCAUUAGAGAAUGGUAGGAGAAAGAUAGCGAAGGGAGAGGAAGGGAAAGCGAGGUACGAGAGAUACUUGGAAAUGAUGGGAGAGAGAAGGGAGAGACGAUUGAGGAGAGAGAAAACUUUGGACAUGGUCUGCAUUGCCCUUGGUGUCACCAUUUUUCUGAGCUUUUGGUCAUACUUUCUAUUCAGAUAGAAAUGUAAAUAUAUGAUUGGGGAUACAGUUACAGCCUAUGAAAAUUGAAAAGAAGAGAAAGAAAUGAAUGAAUUAUUAAUUAUUGUAUCGAUUUAAUUAAUUUUUUUAUUAGGAAAUGAUAUGCUAAAGAAAGGACGGCUGUUGUCUUAUUUGAUUGUAACAAUUCUUGUGGAAUAUAAGAGAAGACCCAUUUUUAAUUUUA